This is a messenger RNA of Bolinopsis microptera, 2308 nucleotides long. Its product is annotated as endoplasmic reticulum resident protein 44-like. The coding region runs from base 39 to 1271 and encodes 410 amino acids. Gene Ontology annotation, molecular function: protein disulfide isomerase activity. The record is from RefSeq and is a predicted model, not a curated record. Gene Ontology annotation, cellular component: endoplasmic reticulum-Golgi intermediate compartment; endoplasmic reticulum membrane. Gene Ontology annotation, biological process: protein folding. The transcript is spliced from 2 exons. NCBI's taxonomy places the organism in Eukaryota, Metazoa, Ctenophora, Tentaculata, Lobata, Bolinopsidae.
GAUUUAUCAGCUAACAAUUGAACUAUAUUUUAGGAAGCAUGCUGGUGUUCCUCGUGUUGUUUGGCGUGGUUGCCGGAAGUAUGGUAAACCUUGACCCUAACAACCUGGACCAGAUCAUUAAAGAUAACCCUCUUGUUAUGAUCAACUUCUCCGCUGGGUGGUGCAGGUACAGCCAGGCACUCAAACCUAUAUACGAGAAAGCUGCCGAUUCGCUUGCAAGUGUCCAGGGGGUUAAGCUGGCGUAUGCAGAUUGUGUGGCUCACAAUGACAUCUGCUCCAAGUACCGGGUCAGCAAGUACCCGACUAUGAAGUUUUUGAGAAGUGGAGAACUGAUGAAGUCUGAGUACAGAGGACAGAGGUCGGUUGAAGGAAUCACUGAACAUAUCAACAAGUUGAUGGAGGAUCCAGUCAAGCAACUCCACGGGGAUGAGGAAUUCAAAAUGUUAAAGUCAGAGAAAAAAACAAAGUUUGUAUUAGGCUAUUUCGCCAGCACUAGCAGCUACGGUUAUGAAGUCUUCAAGGGUGCUUCUCAAUCCAUGUUGGGACAGUGCGAUUUCUACGCCAUGACCGGAGAUGAUGCCAAGCCUAAGAUAGCUUCCCAUGGUGGCCAGGAGAAAGUUUUCCUUAUCAACGAUGUUAACGGAGAGAAGAUCUACGAAGGCUCUGCCACAAACCAGCCCCAACUCUCGACCUGGGUCAAGGAGAACUGUGUACCUCUUGUACGUGAGAUCACAUUUGAGAAUGGCGAGGAAUUAACAGAGGAAGGACUACCGUUUGUAAUCUUAUUCCACGACCCAGAGGAUCAGGAUAGUGUCAAACUGUUCACUGAGAAAGUAGCGGAGUGCCAGGAUCUGAGAACUGGAGUUAACUUCCUUCACGCUGACGGUUUCAAGUUUGCUCAUCCCCUCAGUCAUUUGGGUAGGAGUACCAAGGAUCUUCCUGUCAUUGCUAUCGACUCCUUCAAGCACAUGUACCUGUUUCCUAAAUUCGAGCAUGUAAAGAAAACAAAGAGGUUGAGGAGGUUUGUUGAGGAUCUCCACUCUGGACGUCUUCAUAGAGAGUUCCACGGAGAAGUCUUCAAAGAUAGAGUUGGUGAAGAUGACGAACAACGUCCCCCACCCAAGAACGCAAAAGAGGCUGCUAAACAAAUUGCAGAGGACAAGCAAAAACGCGAGAAAAGAGAAGCGGGCACCAACCCUCCUGAAUCAGUAUUUAAGAAACUUGAGCCAAAUAAGAACAGAUAUUCUAUCCUCAACAAGGAUGAGUUGUGAGGAUAUUUUAACAUUUGCACUAGUUCAAACCCAGCAAAUUCUCUUUCAUUUCAUACCUCGGAUUUAUUUUAUCUCCAGAUUACAGUUUUACUCAAGUCAUUCUCGCGGUUUUAAUGAAAACCGAAAUAUGUAAUCUGUUCUGCAGUAAAUUUUUGGCCGUGAUCGAGAUGACUUGCUUUUGAUUUGGGGUUAUAUCAUAAGAUGGUGUGGCAUUUAUUGCUCUCCAGCUUUAAAUGAAAAGAAACUGAUUCGUUUGAACAAGUAGCGAAAUUUGUAUCUAGGGCUUUAAAGUUACUACCAGUUUCUUGAAAAAAAUUGUCAUCAAUUUAAUUCUCAUUCAGACUAGUUAAUCAAAUUAUUGGAGUGUUAUUUUAAACUGCAUGAUUGAAUGAGUUAAUGUCAUUCUGCACUCUAAACUGGCUGUGUACUAAAUCUUGACCAUUUUGGUCGUAUUUACAUGGCUACAAGCAAAACUGGGUAAUUAAAGCAAUAUGAGCUAUUAUACCGAUUGUACACGUUUUUGGAAUCAACUUUAAGAAAAGAAUUUUGAGCUUUUCGUGGAAUACAUUUUUGUGGAUUAUGAAAAAUUUUGGAAUUGAUUAUUAGUCACUUAUAUCGAGUACUGAUGCGAUGUGCAUUUAUCAUUUAUAUUUUAGUGUGUAUCUCCUGUCUUGUUAGAUUUAAAAUUUAGCUGGGUAGAAAUUAGUUAUUUAAGGAGCUAAGAAACUAACAGAACCUAUUUUCAUUAAUGUUAGUUAACUUAUUAUAAUACGUUUAAGAAAUUGAUAUUUUGAUGGAUGAAUAUUGAUCGCCGAAAGUUCUGUUUGACUCGAUUUUGAUAUCAGAAUCAAAAUCGCAUGAUUAUGACCCGCAUAUUUUCAACACCGAAAAUUACACCAAGUAUAUGAAUUCUGAUCUCUUCGCAGUUUAAUAUUAAUGAGUAAGAGGCCUAAGAGGUUUAUUUUCCAAUGUAUUGUUUUGUUUAAAUUGUAUUUAUUCCACUAGUUCAGUAUACGUACGAGUUUCCUAUUGCCAAA